AGACAGUCGCUGACUUGGUCAGUAAACGUUUGGCUCGUGCUCUCGGAAAAAGUGUUCGGCCAAUUGAAGUGAGCAUCCUUGCCAAUGGUACAGCUGCCGUGGAUUUGGAUGUAAGAUUAUCAAACCCUGUCAUAAAAUCGACAAUAAUGAACAGCAAUUCAGUUGAUCGGUGCGAAAGGCUAAAACAUGGGAUUGCAUCUUCCAAUACUACGACAAAUCGAUUGUACCAUAGUGCUACGAAACCAAUUAACAGAUGACGUGGAUGUUUCAACACUAUUUUUAUUAUAUUUGCGUGCAAACCGGAGAGUACGCGACGUCGAAGAUAUUUGCUGUGAUAGAAAGUGUUUAGUUUCGGUACAAUGGCCCUCAUGACGAUGAUAGCUAGGUUUGUGGAUGGGCUUCCUCUGGUGGGAACUAUGCAAGAAGAUGAGCAGUCCGGUCGAAGCAUACUAGAAUACCAGAAUCAAGCUAAAUUGCUCUUUCGGAAACUAGGGCCCAACUCGCCAACACGAUGCAGCAUAGAAACCGGUCCUUACCUAUUUCAUUAUUUAAUUGAGCACGAUGUUUGUUAUUUGGUGAUGUGUGACAAGAUGUUCUCGAAGAGGAUUGCCUUCAACUAUCUGGAGGAUAUUGCACAGGAAUUCCACAACAAUUAUGGUCGGCGGGUGAACACCGUAACUCGGCCGUACGCUUUUAUUGAGUUUGAUAUCUACAUUCAAAAGGCUCGAAAGACUUUGACCGAUCGCCGAAGAAACAUCAAUACAAUCAAUAAUCAGCUGCAGGAUGUGCAAAGGAUUAUGGUUCAAAAUAUUGAUGAUGUUUUGCAACGCGGCACGGUACUAUCGGAACUGGAUACCAAAACACAGAACCUAUCGAUGCUUUCCCAAAAGUAUAAGAAGGAUGCGUCGUAUUUAAAUCGUAAAUCGCUUUACGUUAAAGGAGCAGUUGCAGGCAUAGUUUUAAUUGUGUUUGUGUUAUACUUUUGGGUUAUUUAAUAGCAAAUUUGUAACAAAACAAAUCAUACAUUUUUCAUAAUGGGUAAUACAGUGAUAUAUAAAGGAUGCUAAAACGUA
This is a messenger RNA of Anopheles stephensi (Asian malaria mosquito), 1073 nucleotides long. It is a transcript of the gene Sec22, whose product is annotated as vesicle-trafficking protein SEC22b. Gene Ontology annotation, molecular function: SNAP receptor activity. Gene Ontology annotation, biological process: vesicle fusion with Golgi apparatus; retrograde vesicle-mediated transport, Golgi to endoplasmic reticulum; endoplasmic reticulum to Golgi vesicle-mediated transport. Gene Ontology annotation, cellular component: SNARE complex; endoplasmic reticulum-Golgi intermediate compartment; Golgi membrane. The transcript is spliced from 5 exons. Bases 360 to 995 code for a protein of 211 amino acids. The record is from RefSeq and is a predicted model, not a curated record. Lineage: Eukaryota; Metazoa; Arthropoda; Insecta; Diptera; Culicidae.